AUGGUUGGAUCAAGCAUAAUGAAAAAAGAAAGCAAAGGUAAACUUCAGGGUUGUUCAAAAACGAAAAAGAGCAGAAGCCGAGACAAGAACCAUAAAGUUCCCAACAUUCUGGCACUUCCAAACGAGUUGGUCACGGAAAUUCUAGCUCUUGUUGCCUCUUCCUCAUCAAUUGAUUUAUUCAGUGCCAAGUUAAGCUGUAAGGAUAUUUUCCAAGCAACUGAAGACAAGUAUAUAUAUAGGCAAGUAUCACUUGAAAGAUUUCCUCCUGUUCCUUGGUUUAUAAGCAAACAGGCUUCUUCCUUCUUAGAUAGAUGCAAAGAGAAUGGGAACCCGGAGGCCUUGUUUAGGCAAGGAGUGGUGGAAUGCUUCAGUCAAAUCAAAUUGGAAUCAGGGCUAAGGUGUCUGAAGAGAGCUGCAAGCUCAGGACAUCAUAGAGCUUCAUACAUUCUUGGUGUUAUUUUACUGUGCAGCGAAAACAAGUACGAACAAGAAGGCAUGAAAUUGAUUGAUGAUGUUAAAAGGAACAAGAAAAUAGGAGAAUGUCGCCAGAAGUUGAAAGAUAUUAUAUGGAACAUCUGGUUGAAAAAUAAAUUUAUUUUAGAAGCAAAACCGAACGGUUGUCCCCUGUCACAUCUGCACAGGAAAAGGGAAGGCUGGCCUAGCUUUAAUGUGGAUGAUGAUGAUGAUAUCAGCUGCCGAGAAUGUAGUUGUCAUCGUGAGGUUAUUUUCGUUUGUAACCUCCUGAAAGGUGCUUAG
This is a messenger RNA of Hevea brasiliensis (rubber tree), 756 nucleotides long. RefSeq names its product putative F-box protein At1g67623. The transcript is spliced from 3 exons. The record is from RefSeq and is a predicted model, not a curated record. Gene Ontology annotation, molecular function: protein binding. Lineage: Eukaryota; Viridiplantae; Streptophyta; Magnoliopsida; Malpighiales; Euphorbiaceae. The coding region runs from base 1 to 756 and encodes 251 amino acids.